AUGAUGUGGAAAAUCUGGAAAUCGCGCAAUGAGUGUGUAUUCUCAAAUGCAAAAAUCAAUCCCAUGAACGUAGGGAGAGAAGCGGGGAAGUAUGUCCAGGAGUUUAAUGCUGCAAAUCCAGAGAAGUGCUUGAGAAAACGGAUCCAGAUGGGGAGCGAAGAUAUCGAAUGCUCGAAGGACUGUGUUUUCAUUAAUGUAGAUGCUGGCUGUUUUGAGGAGGGGUGGAUGGCAAUGGGCAUGGUGAUUCGGGACAGCAAGAGAAAGGUAAUUCUGUUGACGUGUAGUCGAAGGAGAAUGAGUGUGGAACCAGAGCUUGCGGAAGCUAUGGCGAUAGAAUGGGGGAUCUUGCUGGCGCUUCAACUUAACCACAAAACCAUUGUUCUGAUCUUUGAUGCCAAGAGGGUCGUUGAUAAUUUAAAUGGUCUGGAGGUUAUUGCCAACAUUGAACCUGUUUUGGUGGACUGCAAGAAUCUUCUAAAACAGUUUCAUUGUUUUUCUGUUAUUUUUUGUAAUUGUUCCUUUAAUGAAGAUGCCCAUAGAUUAGUUGGCAUUGGUAGAAGAUUAGGGAGUAAGACUUGGCUGGAUUUGGUUCCACCUUUUGAUGUAUCUUUGAUUCCGACUUCGGUCUCUGUUUAA
Messenger RNA from Vicia villosa (hairy vetch), 636 nucleotides. RefSeq lists its product as uncharacterized. The coding region runs from base 1 to 636 and encodes 211 amino acids. Lineage: Eukaryota; Viridiplantae; Streptophyta; Magnoliopsida; Fabales; Fabaceae. The record is from RefSeq and is a predicted model, not a curated record. The transcript has a single exon. Gene Ontology annotation, molecular function: RNA-DNA hybrid ribonuclease activity; nucleic acid binding.